Cryphonectria parasitica EP155 is the source of this 1145-nucleotide messenger RNA. Its product is annotated as riboflavin kinase. Lineage: Eukaryota; Fungi; Ascomycota; Sordariomycetes; Diaporthales; Cryphonectriaceae. Gene Ontology annotation, biological process: riboflavin biosynthetic process; FMN biosynthetic process. The coding region runs from base 312 to 905 and encodes 197 amino acids. Gene Ontology annotation, molecular function: riboflavin kinase activity. The transcript is spliced from 2 exons. Gene Ontology annotation, cellular component: mitochondrion. The record is from RefSeq and is a predicted model, not a curated record.
AAGACACAGCUGACCGCCACACACGAACGCGCGCCCUUCUCCUUCUUCUGAAUUCUUCUCGUUGCUCCUCUACUUCCCUACUUUCUAGUCUGCUCUCAACUACACCGGUCUGCACUAGUAAUCUGCAGAGUCUCCGAAAUAUCUUGAAUUUCACCAACUUCGUCCCACCUCAGAAGAAAUUUGCGAUCAGCCACAUACACACACAUACUGUUUCUCUCUCCCCUUCCCCCUCCCCAAGGCGGAAUCCUGCCGCCUCUCGUUCCCUUCGGCAAGCGCGGAGGCGCAAGAAGACCAGACGAAUCCAAGAAAUCAUGGGGAACGCAAGACCUCUCCUCGUCGGUCCAGACUCGGGUCCGGAGACGCCUUUCCCGCUGCAGAUGGAGGGCAAGGUCAUCAAGGGGUUUGGCCGGGGUUCGAAGGAGCUAGGCAUCCCCACCGCCAACCUCCCCGUAGACACCACGCCCUGGAUCAAGGAUGCCAAGUCUGGCGUCUACUUCGGCUGGGCCUCGCUGGAGCUGCCCACGGACCACCCAGACCACCACAAGACGACUACGACUUCUGCUUCUCUCCCUCCCACACAGCAGCAGCAGCAGCAGCAGCAGGAGAAGAAGUACGCCGUGUUCCCCAUGGUCAUGUCCAUCGGGUACAACCCCUUCUACAACAACACAGUGCGCAGCGCCGAGGUGCACGUCCUGGACAACUUUGGCGCCGACUUUUAUGGCGUCGAGAUGCGCCUGCUAAUCCUGGGCUACAUCCGGGACGAGCAGAGCUAUGAUGGUGUCGAGGCGCUGAUCGAGGAUAUCAAGACGGACUGUGAGGUGGCGAGGCGGAGCCUGGACAGAGAGGGCUGGAGGCUGCAGGGCACGGCAGGUGGGAAGUUCGAUGGCUCUUGGCUCACCAGGUAGAGACGGUAGCAGAGGAGGUGGAUGGGUAGAUGGUGGCUCGUAAGAUGUGUGAGCGUUUGUGUGCAGUUCAGCGAUGGCCAAGUCAGGUCUUUUUUUCUUUCUUUCUUUCUUCUUUGUCUACAUCUUCUCUCUCUUUUCAUUCAAUCUCCCUCUCUUACAGGACUCAUAGACGACACAAACAGACAUAGAACACCCAUACAGUAUAUAGAACAAUUUUAUCUUGGGAAAAGAUUCUUCCAU